AUGGCUUAUCAGGGAGGUUUUCCGCAACAGCAGUACGGAGGCUAUGGACAACACCCGGCGGCCGCUGGUUACGGUGGUGGCUACGGUGGUUACGCACCGCCACCCCAGCAACCUCCCGUCAAUCCGGAAAUUCAGAACAUCUUCCGAAACAUCGAUAAAGACAACACGGGGCGCAUCAACAACCGGGAACUGCAGCAGGCACUCAUUAAUGGACGAGGCGACCACUUUUCAGACACCGCCUGUAACCUGAUGAUCAGCAUGUUCGAUCGGAACAAGACCGGCACGGUGGACAUUUACGACUUUGAGAAGCUAUACAACUACAUCAACCAGUGGCUGCAGGUGUUUAAAAAUUUCGACCGCGACGCAUCCGGCCACAUCGAGGAAAAUGAACUAACCCAAGCAUUGACGCAGAUGGGCUUUCGCUUUUCGCCACAGUUCAUACAGUACCUGAUCGCGAAGAACGAUCCAGUCAAUCGGAAGGAAAUCUCGGUGGACCAAUUCAUCGUGACGUGCAUUCAGAUUCAACGUUUUACCGAUGCGUUCCGCGUACGCGAUACCGAGCAAAAGGGCAUCAUCACGAUCGGAUUCGAGGACUUUCUAGGCAUUGCGCUGUCGAUGUGUUCCUAAAAUUGUGCGAGCGGGGACAGUUCAGGCCGAAGGAUCUUCGCACCCGAUUCGACGCUCUAACCUAACCGCUAUC
Molecule: messenger RNA, 700 nt
Organism: Anopheles marshallii
Lineage: Eukaryota; Metazoa; Arthropoda; Insecta; Diptera; Culicidae
Gene: Pef
Product: peflin
Exons: 3
Coding region: 1-627 (208 amino acids)
Biological process (GO): COPII vesicle coat assembly
Molecular function (GO): calcium ion binding
Source: RefSeq, a predicted model, not a curated record